Molecule: messenger RNA, 3827 nt
Organism: Fundulus heteroclitus (mummichog)
Lineage: Eukaryota; Metazoa; Chordata; Actinopteri; Cyprinodontiformes; Fundulidae
Product: C2H2-type zinc finger protein
Exons: 2
Coding region: 466-2178 (570 amino acids)
Biological process (GO): regulation of DNA-templated transcription
Molecular function (GO): RNA polymerase II cis-regulatory region sequence-specific DNA binding; DNA-binding transcription factor activity, RNA polymerase II-specific
Source: RefSeq, a predicted model, not a curated record
AUUGCUGUGGUGGCGGUGGUUCUGUUGGCUGCCGCGGCGAGAGACCCGUGGAGCGGGUCGGUCUGCCUCGCUCGGACGCUGUUUCACAAAGCCGCCGGGGGCUCUUGUCGACCGGACGGCGUUGUUUUCGCCGCGUCUGGGUUUGCAUUCUUUUGUCCCGUGUGGCCGAAAACGCCGCGGUUUUCCCGGGCUUUCCGCGCAGCAGCAGCAGCGUCCAUCUCCUGUUAGCCAUCUUUGUUUCGGCUAGCCCGACUCCUGCUUGGAAUUAUAGGCGACUCUUAGCGUGCUACAUCUACUUCCCCCUGGCCUAAAAGGUCGGUACGCGGACGUCCAGUGGUUACUUUGGGCCCCCCGUGCUAGAGCGCGGCGCAGCCAGGGAAAAAAAACAACACCAUAUAACCCCGAUUCCUCCUUUGGUCCUCAUCCGGCAGAAAAACGGAGGCCGUGGGGCUGGAGUGUGUUCUUAUGGCCGAGUCAGAGACUGAAUGUGACACGCCAGGGCUCGACACACUUGGGUCGGAGUGUGUCAUAGCCCACAGCCAUGUCGACCUUCACUACGGCGCCGAGACGGAGAUCAUGACGGAGGAGAAGCGCGGCCUGGAGCUGGAGAUCCACGGCUCCGACCUGAAGAUCCAGGGGCUCGGGGGGGAGCUGGGCGCCGUGGCGUGCGUGGACGCCAUCGUCGCCGAGACGGACCACGACUACAUCAAGGUGGAGCACGCGGACAUGCACUGCUUCACGGCGGCGGAGAUCAAGACGGAGGCGGGCGAGACGCUGCUGGGCGAGGUGCUGCUGAAGACGGAGGGCGAGCACAUGGUGAAGAUGGAGUCGGACCACGGCGGGGAGCUGACGGUGGAGUCGGAGAACGGCGUCAUCAUCCACGAAGCCCACGGCCUGCAGUGCAACGAGUGCGGCGAGAUCUUCGGCAGCAUAGCCGACCUCCACCAACACUUCGAGAUCCACAAGGACCUCAACCCGUACAUCUGCAUCCACUGCGGGGAGAGCUUCGCCGUGGAGGCCAGCCUCAAGCAGCACAUGAAGAUCCACAUGAAAGAGAAGCCGUACGUCCCGCCGGGCGUCGACCUCAUCGGCAAAGAUGUCAUCGACGCCUACAGCCUUAAGUCCCACCAGAUGAUCCACCUGCCGGACAAGCCCCACCGGUGCACGGAGUGCGGCAAGAGCUUCGCCGCCGCCAUAACCCUGAGAGAACACAUGAAGAUGCACUCCGAGGACAAGCCGUACAAGUGCACGCAGUGCCGCAAGAGCUUCGUGCGCAGGCGGCACCUGAAGAAGCACCAGGAGGUCCACGCGCGCGAGAAGCCGUACACCUGCGGCCAGUGCGGCAAAGGCUUCGCCACCACGUCCAACCUGAAGCAGCACCAGAAGACCCACGCCGUGGUGGUGAUCGGCGACAAGCCGCACCGCUGCGCCCAGUGCGGGAAGUGCUUCGCGGCGGCGGCGACGCUGCGGGAGCACCAGCGCAUCCACUCGAGCGAGAAGCCCUACAAGUGCAACAUGUGCCGGAAGAGCUUCGUGCGCAAGCGGCACCUGAAGAAGCACCAGCAGGUCCACGCCGGGGGCAAGCCCUACACCUGCCGGCACUGCAACAAGGGCUUCAACCACUCCUCGUCGCUGUCGCGCCACAACAAGACCCACCUGCAGAACCCCGUGUUCUCGCCGCCGCAGCCCGGCAAGCCCAUCGUCUUCGUGUCGCCGCCGAAGCAGAGGGUGCUGCAGGAGGGCGAGAAGCCGUACAUGUGCCAGCACUGCGACAAGGGCUUCAACCAUUCCUCCUCCCUGUCGCGGCACCAAAGAGUCCACUCGGACGGCAAAACUUACACCUGCGGCCACUGCGGCAAGAAGUUCAAUCACUCCUCCUCGCUGGCGCGGCACCAGCGGAUCCACCUGGAGAAGCACACGGCGCUGUCGUCGCCGGUGCAGCUGCAGGCGCAGCAGCUGCAGGCGCAGCCGCAGUCCCCGCCGACGGCGCAGCCGCAGCAGUACACCGCCGUGCCCGUCGGCAAGGUGUUCGCCAACAACGCCUUCCCCAAGCAGCUCAUCCUGUCGGUGGAAAAGCCGUACAGGUGCUCCCACUGCGGAAAGGGCUUUAACCAUUCUUCCUCUCUCUCCAGGCAUCAUAGGAUCCAUGUAGAUCACAGACCAGUUCCCCACCCUUAGUCACACUCAGCCCUCCUUAUCCACCCCUUUUUUUUUUUUUUUUCAUUAGCUUCUGUUCUCCCAGACCCUCAGCGCCACAGAAAACGGCCGGCCCCGCUCCCGCAGACGGAGCGGCCACGUCAGCUCGCUGGCUCAGAAUGAAUUGACAAUAAUGCACAUUUAUUCAAAGGACGGGGACUCGGAGCUAAAGCCGAGGCUUUGUUCGCAGCUUCAAGAGUGUGCUGUGAAGGAAUUUCUCGUGAUUCUGCUUCACUCGCUGCAGGACGCCCAGAACUUUUUAAAAGAAGAGAAAAAACACAAAUGUUUUGAAAAUAAAGUGGUGGCUUUUGGGUAAAUGUGCUUCACACUUUUCAUCCUUUCGUUUAUGUAUCUAGACGUGCACAUUUGCUUUUCAGCUGCGGCCCUCGGAAGCAUCAAACACAACUGAACAAGAACUCAUGGCCUCCAUUUGAAAUUUUAUACUGUUUUUUUUUUCCUCCGCUAACUCACAUGAAGCAAAUAUCAAAUUCAAUGUAGAUACUUCUUGAUUUUCUUUUAUAUAUAUAUAUGUAUAGGUAACUAGUGUGCCGUUCCAGAAGAUCCAUUUUUUUGUUGGCAAAACUCAUCCUUGUCUCACGUUUUCUUUUCUGACUUGAUUUGUUUUAAGUAUUGGAUAUAUAUAUAUAUAUAUACAGAGAGAGAGAGAGAGAAAAGAGGAAAAAAAAUGCCAUCUUGUAUAUUUAUGAGAUCGGAUUUUUGUACGUCUCUGGUGGUAUGGCACGGUUUCACGAAAUGUACAGAGAGCAAUACCGGCUCGCACCAGAGUCUUUUUUUCUGACAUGCAAUUUAGCCAUGAGGAGAAUAAAAACCUGGGUAGCAUAUUGCAACAUGACCCGUGUCCUAAUUAUUUACCGCGCGGUUUUCAACUACACCUAAGAUCCAAAUGUGCAUUGAUGCUUUGGAAGCUAAUUACCUGUGUAUAGAGUUCUAGGGGUAACGCAUAUUCUUGUUGACCUGCAAACUUUCAUUGUUUGAUCCAAGACAAAAAAAAAAAAGAAAAAGUUGUGUAUACUAAAACAUGAGAAUCUCAUUUUACAAGAUUUUUCUGAAGUCCAAUGGAUUGCGCUCUAUUUACUGUUCUGUGUAAAAUAUCUUUUACAAACUGACGUAUUUUUUUAGAUAUGGCUUGGGUUAUAUGAAAGCGACUGAGAGACAGCAUUUUAUGAGAGUUGAACAUUUUGGUGAGCAAUAUCUUUUUUUUUUUUUAUUUUUUUUUCUCCUUUUGGAUAACAGUUGUCACUGUAGCAUAGUCCUUUUCCUUGUGUUAGUUAGGUGCCUUAUUGCAUGCAAUGUAGAAAUGUAUGCUGAGCUGUUAUUUGAAAAGUUAGGGUUUUCAGGACUUUUUUUUUUUUUUAGUUCAUAUUAACUUGCCCUACAUUUUUAAUUUGUCACUUUUUUUUCUUUUUUUUUUUGGCUUUCAUGUAUAUUGCAAUGUUACACUGUUACAACUGUGUUUUACCCCCUCUUGAUUUUUAUUUUUUUUUUUGUCAAUGGCCUCGUAGAGAAAUGGUGUAAAACAUCCAUAUAAACUAUUCUUAAGGGCAAACCCUGUAUCACAUCUUCCCCAUCUGAGUGGCACAUAUAUGGAUAAAUAAAGGUUGUUGACUCUC